Peniophora sp. CBMAI 1063 is the source of this 1512-nucleotide messenger RNA. The record is from the annotation of a GenBank genome assembly. Lineage: Eukaryota; Fungi; Basidiomycota; Agaricomycetes; Russulales; Peniophoraceae.
AUGUCGGCGUCUACUGAACCUGUUGCAGCCUCUGCUGUAGACGAACCUCGAGACAAGAAAUCUUCUGUCCCUUCAGCCGGGGAUAUUGCCUCGCCACCCCAGGCAUCGUAUGUACCUCGGAAGAGAGACUUCGGCUUCUUGCCGAUUCCAAAGCGCCUACGUUACGACCCUGCACGACCGACGCAUUUCAGUCAAGCGCUCAACUAUCUCUUCGCGGCCGCAACAUGUUUCAUCGUCGCGAACCUCAACUACGUCGAUCCGCUACUAAUUCAGCUUUCGCUCUACUUCAAAGUGGACUACAACAGAAUCGCUCGAAUCCCAACGCUCAUACAGGCUGGUUACGGCUCUGGCCUACUCCUCAUAUGUCCUCUCGGCGAUCUCGUUCACAGACGCAUGCUCCUCCUUACCUGCAUUACCGUUUCCACAUCCCUCACUGUCGGUCUUUGCAUCACGAAGUCGGUCGCCGUCUUCGAGGCCCUCUGCUUCCUCAUUGGCAUGUCCAGCGUCGUUCCUCAGAUCAUGGUACCGCUCGCCGCCGAUCUCGCACCAACAGAACGUCGCGGAACCGCCCUUUCGAUCGUCUUCGCCGGAUUAUCACUCGGAGUACUCAUGGCACGCGUGGUAUCUGGAGUCAUUGCGGAGUUCGCGGACUGGCGAAGCGUGUUUUACAUGGCGAUCGGGUUGCAAGGUGCUACUUUGCUGUCGCUGUGGGCGACAGUCCCCGACUACCCCCCUAAGACGAAGGAUCUCACGUACUUCGAUCUCAUGUGGAGCCUCGUGACAAUUCUGGUCACUGAGCCCAAGGUCGUGCAGACGGCGCUCAUUCAAUGCACUGGGAGCGUUUACCUGACGGCCUUCUUCGUCACGCUCACCUUCCUCCUUGGUGACGCGCCAUACCACUACUCGACGCUGGCCAUUGGCCUCAUGUCGCUAGUGGGCAUCUUCGGUGUGUGUAUGGCGCCUCUAUCCGGAAGGGUCGUCGACAAAGUUGUCCCAUGGUGGGGAGCCUUCUACUCGACCGUCGCCUUGCUAGGUUGCAUGGCGCUAUACACGGGCGCAGCGGGACUCAAUAUCGGCGCGAUAGUGGUGUUCAUGGUCGGCGUAGAUCUGUUCAGACAGCUUCAGGUGGUCUGUCUGACCACAGCUGUGCUCAACAUUGCUGGAGAGAUGCGAGCGCGCAUGAACGCGCUGAUCAUUCUCUCGCUGUUCAUCGGUAAGGUUAUUGGAACCAGCGGUGGCACAGCUAUCUUCGUCGCGCACGGCUGGCGCAUCAUGGGCGUAUGGAUGAUGGGACUUGUGGGGCUCCAGUUUGUCUUCUUGUUCUCCCGUGGUCCACAUGCUGGCCGCAGAACUUGGUUGGGUUGGGAAGGAGGGCUUGGCUAUGGCGAUAAGCGUUCCAAGGCGGAGAGUGCGGAGCAGACGGAUGCUGAGAAGGGUGCCGUCGGUGCGUCGGAGGAGAAAGUAGCUGUGGAUGUGAAGGAGAGGCCAGCGGAGGCGCCGUCGCACGGAUAG